Molecule: messenger RNA, 372 nt
Organism: Penicillium canariense
Lineage: Eukaryota; Fungi; Ascomycota; Eurotiomycetes; Eurotiales; Aspergillaceae
Exons: 1
Coding region: 1-372 (123 amino acids)
Source: RefSeq, a predicted model, not a curated record
AUGGCCGCGUUCUUGACUGGGACUGGCUUAAGACACGGGGACCUUCCGCUGCAGUACUCCGUACUCCGUCCCGUCCAAGCUGGCGUGAUCGCCCGAAGCGCGCUCCUCGGCGAUUUCCUGGAGGCGCAGUCAGCUGUCCCUCUGCCCCAUCUCCUGAUCCACGCCUCGGUUCUGCGCAUGGCUGCCCCGGCAGUGGUGGCGGCUCUUGUCUACCUUUCAUCUGCUACGUCCCAUGGUUGGUACUGGAUGCCGUACGCGUCCAACCUCGCCUCGGCAAGCAUUCUCCCGUUCCUAGUCGAACCUCGGCAUCGAUAUCUUCCGCCGGGGGAGCGAGCCAUGGAUGUCGAUUUUAGCGGGACGGGAGACGGUUGA